UUUACAGGAGACAACACGAAAGGGAAUUUGAUCAUUACAAUUUAGUUAAAUAUGUCGGCGAGUCCAAUUGAGAAUUCUGUUAAGCUGAGAGAAUGUCUGAAAAAUGGCACGCUGUCUCUUAGAGACCUUGAUAACAAGCAGAAGAGACGAUCCUCCAAGGGCAGAAGGAGGCGAAGCAAGACAAAGACUGGAAGAACUGAAGAGGCAGCUGAUGGCGGUGAAUCUGAAGUAAGGGCUACGGAGGACCCAGGACACAGCAAGAAGGCUUCAAAUGGUACCAAAUCUUCCGGGACCAAGAAAGCUCCGAAGGGAAGUGAUGUUCAUGUUGGAAUGAUCAACCAUCACAAGGAUUCUGAUGAAGAGACUGUACGCAGCCUCCUUAAUGAAGCCUUUGAUACAGUAGUCAGACAAUGUAUUGCUAUCGAGCAGAGUCAAGAAACAGAGCAACAUAAUGUUGUGAGUACCGUAGACUUUCAGCGCUCUGAGGAAUUGGAUGAAAGAAUGAGGGCGCAUAUAGAGAAAAUGAAUGCUGAGAAACUGAUUAUGCAACAGAUUAUGUACAAAACAGCAUCGGAAGUUGUCGUGGAUUUGUUCUCUUCCGCUGCCAAUAAUGCAAGCAAGAUGGAGACUGAAUGGACAGGUCAUGGCGAUACAACCAAAACAGAGACUAUGGAAGAACCGAUAAACACCUCGAACGCUUCAGAGGUUACCAAAUCUUCAAAGUCCAAAACAGGACUGACAGGAAGUGAUGUUCAUCUUGAAAUGAGAACACGACACAAAGAAUCUGGAGAGAUUGUACAUAGCAUCCUUGAAGAAGUCUUGGACACAGUUACCAGGCAAUGUAUUGCUAACGAGCAAAGUGCUACCAAUGAACAGGCAAUUAUGUUGGUCUUUGACUUUGUGGCAGCAAUGGACCAAUUCACAAAGACGUGCUAUCCGGACAAGAGAAGAGAAACCCAAGAGUUGUUAUAUCUGGAAGCAAAGGAAAAUGUAAAGAACUUGCUGCGAUCUACAGAUUAUAAUGCCAGAAUGAGGGCCCAAGUGAAACAAAUAAAUGCCGAGAAAGAGACAAGAAAACAGAAUGUGUACAAGGCGGUCUCGGAAACUGUCGAGGAUCUGUUCUCUUGCGCAAUCAAUAAUGCAAGCGUGCAAAAUGUGAUUGAAACAGAGAUGACCAAUGAAGACGAGACAGAUUGUGAGUUACCUGUGAGAGGCUGGAGAAGAUUUCUGUGCUGCGGACAGACAAACAAACAAAAGCAAAAGAAGAAUAAGUCUGGGUUGCUUGCUCGGCUGCGCCGCUUGUUUACACGCCGUUAAUUUUUGUCUUAUUUGGAAACUGUUUUAAUGUUUUGUAUAUUAGUUUAAACCUUUUAUAAAGAAAAGAGAUCUUUUUUUAUUAUUUGGAAUUCUUUACAUCAUAACUGCAAUUGUCAAUU
Molecule: messenger RNA, 1436 nt
Organism: Saccostrea cuccullata (small rock oyster)
Lineage: Eukaryota; Metazoa; Mollusca; Bivalvia; Ostreida; Ostreidae
Exons: 14
Coding region: 52-1317 (421 amino acids)
Source: RefSeq, a predicted model, not a curated record